This is a messenger RNA of Symbiodinium natans, 1773 nucleotides long. NCBI's taxonomy places the organism in Eukaryota, Dinophyceae, Suessiales, Symbiodiniaceae. The record is from the annotation of a GenBank genome assembly.
AUGCAGACCACGGGCCCUGGCGCCAUGCAGGGCCAGAGCCAGGUGUGCUACCGAAACGCGCGGGAGACCUUCAAGCAAUUUGGCUCUGGGUCCUCCUGCGUGGCACAGGGCUGGAGCAUCGUGGAGGAUUCGGAGCAAUGCGCUCGGGCUGCCAACGCCUUGGGCAUCCAGUGUGCCGGCAAGGAGCCAAAUUCUCCAUGGUGCGAGAGUGAGCCUGCGCCAGACUCGAACCUCCCGGAAGGUUGUUAUGGAGAUGCCGAGCGUGGGCUGAGAUUUAACCCGUACGUGGAGCCGGAUUUCGAGUUGCAGGUGCAAAGUGUCCAAGAUGUUGGUUACGUCUGCGUGAAAGUGAUGGAGGGCGAGGAGUAUGAUGUUCCCCGUGUGUGUGCGGAAGGCCAAAUCCAAGCUGGGAGCACUUUCCUCUUCCAGAGGAAGUUCGGAAAGACCGAAGCAGCCGAGAUGUCCUGUGCGGCAGCGUGCUUCGCCAGUGGCGGGGUGGCUUUUGACGUCGUCUUCGCGAACACUCGUGACAGCUGUCGCUGCGUGGGUUCCGAGGGCGCGCAGCACCCGCAAGACGACCCGGGCAGAGGCAAGAAGCGGCGGUACUGUGCAAAGCCCGCCAAGGCAACUUGCGAAGCAGGAGAGGCGACCGUGGCUCCGGAAGACCUCCUCUUUGAAACGAGCUGGACUGAUGCGGAGGUCUGUGCUGGCGCUUGCCGGGCCGCUGCCUCCGCAGCUUCCGAGCCAAGCCUCCUGGCCUUCCAGGUCGAUUCAACGGCGAGCCAGAGCUCCUGCCAAUGUUUUCAUCAUCGGGCUCCGACCGUGAACCAUCACUCCACAAAACAGUUCUGCACCUUCGACGCGCCUCCCAAAGCUUCCCUCUUGCAAACGGAUGCUGAGACGGACGUGACGCUUCUUCAAACGGAGGAACCGCAAGGCAAUCCACAAGUCUGCUACGCGGGCCAGGCUGCCGGCCCCUACCUGCUUCAGAGGAACCUCAAUAAAGAGUCGCAGUGCGCGGAGGCAUGCUUCACAGCCGGGGGCGUGGCUUUCGACUACACCCUGACGCUGAAAUCCGACAGCUGCCGCUGCGUCGGCCCCGAGGGCGCCAGGAAUCCCUGGAGCAAUCCAGGCCGGGACAAGCGCCGCUUCUGCGCGCUCCCCCAGUCCGUCUCCUGUCGGCUCGGGGAAGUGCCGGAGUUUCCGGAGACGGUUCUCUUUUCUGGGAGAUUUGCCGAUGAGGCCGCCUGCGGCGCGUUCUGCUGGGCCGCCGGGGGCAUCGAUUCGCAGACCGGGCGAGUGCUCUUUGACUACACCACUCAAGUCCGAAAAGACAGCUGCCGCUGCGUGAUCCCGGGCCAAGAAGCACUGCCAAGACGGCCAGGAGGUGGCAGACGCAAGCUGUGCAGAUUCAACGAUGUGUUGUCGCCCUUCUGCGGUGCGCAUGGCUGCAGCGUCGGCCAUGACGGCGAUUGCCUGCAAUUCAACCGCGGCUCAGAUGUCUCGUUCCAGCCACGAUUCUACCUGCGGGCACCGGCGGGGAUCAGCAAGGACGGCACCUGCGCCUACUUUGGCGACCGAGUUGUCAUCGCUGCAUCUGCAGAUUCAGGUGAGACGGGCUGCGGCUGGUACGGGUGCAAGGUGGCCAACGUCACCGAGGAGGGUGAGAUGGUCUUCCAGGAGGGUGGCAAAAGCCCUACAGCCUUUUAUCUGCGCCCGGCCCUGGCAGAGUCAGGCUCGUACGACGACCCAUCCAGAGACUCCCCGCUGUGA